UUCACCUUUCCUCCCUCUCCUUGUCGUCGUUCAGUUCUGCAGCUAUAUCAUCGCUCCGUCUGUUGUGUCGUACGUCAAGCACUGUGAUGGGCCUUUUCACGAUCAUCCGGAAGAAUCGCCAGAAGGAGAAGGAGAUGCGGAUCCUCUUCCUAGGACUCGACAACGCGGGCAAAACGACAAUACUGAAGAAGCUGAAUGGGGAGGACAUUAGCGGCAUUAGCCCUACCCUCGGGUUCAACAUCAAGACGUUUGUGCAUCGCAACUACACUUUGAACAUAUGGGACGUUGGCGGCCAGCGCACGCUUCGGCCUUACUGGCGGAAUUAUUUCGAGCAGACGGAUGCGCUCGUGUGGGUCGUCGACUCGAGCGAUCGGAUGCGCAUGCAGGAUUGUAGGGAGGAGCUCCAUAGCUUGCUGUUGGAGGACCGACUUGCUGGUGCAUCGCUGCUCAUAUUUGCGAACAAGCAGGACCUGCAAGGCUCGCUAACGAGUGCAGAGAUCCGGAACGCCUUGGGCCUCCUCUCGAUCAAGUCGCACCAUUGGAAGAUCCUCCCAUGCAGUGCGGUGACGGGUGAAAAUCUCGUCGAGGGUCUCGACUGGGUGGUGGACGAUGUUGCAAGGAGGUUAUAUUACUCAACGGCAAUCGGAGAUACAGCGCCACACCCCACGUUCAAGCCUGCCACUAUAUCUGUGUCAUAAUUUGCACCAUCAUUACAAUGUGCACUCACGAGACCAUCUAGAAGGCUGCCGCCCACCUACUUUCAUGCCGUGCCCAUUUCCCCGCGUCUAGUUGGCUAUAUCUUGCGUGUUUACCGGUCUCUUCUGACGUUUCGUGUGCUCAUGAUCAACCUCUUCAACAUGUAUUGGAAUAUCGCACCACCGUCUCGAUGUCUAGGUCUCGGUCAACAUUAUACUUAGGGUGCAACGAAGGGGUAGCCAGGUGAGGAUCGCAGAGGUAAGCUG
Molecule: messenger RNA, 962 nt
Organism: Laetiporus sulphureus 93-53
Lineage: Eukaryota; Fungi; Basidiomycota; Agaricomycetes; Polyporales; Laetiporaceae
Product: ARF/SAR superfamily
Exons: 6
Coding region: 87-698 (203 amino acids)
Biological process (GO): protein folding
Cellular component (GO): microtubule cytoskeleton; cytoplasm
Molecular function (GO): GTPase activity; GTP binding
Source: RefSeq, a predicted model, not a curated record